AUGAACAAGUUUUUCAUCAGCCCGAUUGAACAGAGAGAAUUGAGCAUGGCUCGGGCUAAAAUUCAAAGGUUUGAUGAGAGAAUUGGUACUGAAUAUCAAAAGAUUCAAGACCUUAAAAAUCAAAUUGUUCAAAUAACUCAACAAAUAGCAGAGAGCCAAGCUCAUACUGCUUAUCUUCAACUUGAUGAGGAGGCCCUCAAACUUGAAUUCAUUCAAGCCAAACUAAUUUAUGAAAUGGAAUGUAGAAAAAAGCAAAUGCAAGAAAGAGAAAUGAAGAAUUUGAGAAAAGUGAGAGAGGCUAAGGAAAAUGAAUUCUUAAGGAAAGGUUGGCGAUUACAAAAAGCAGAAGCAAUCAGAAGAAAACAAGAAACCAAAACUACUGACAUUGUUUCUCAAGUGUCACGAAUCCAAAGUACAGUCGAAGAACUCACGGAAGAUGUACAUCACUAUAAGGCUUUAGAUAAGAAACUCAAAUCUUCUAUUCAAAACAACUUUUAA
This is a messenger RNA of Naegleria gruberi, 498 nucleotides long. RefSeq lists its product as uncharacterized. Bases 1 to 498 code for a protein of 165 amino acids. NCBI's taxonomy places the organism in Eukaryota, Heterolobosea, Eutetramitea, Acrasida, Naegleriidae. The transcript has a single exon. The record is from RefSeq and is a predicted model, not a curated record.